GCAACUUGUAAACAUUUGUUGGUGUUCACGUUGCAGAGAGUUGGGGAAAUGGAGGGAGGCAACCAGAGUAAAAGUUCAGAGUUCCUUCUCCUGGGAAUGUCAGAGAGUCCUGAGCAGCAGCAGAUCCUGUUUUGGAUGUUCCUGUCCAUGUACCUGGUCACGGUGGUGGGAAAUGUGCUCAUCAUCCUGGCCAUCAGCUCUGAUUCCCGCCUGCACACCCCCAUGUACUUCUUCCUGGCCAACCUCUCCUUCACUGACCUCUUCUUUGUCACCAACACAAUCCCCAAGAUGCUGGUGAACCUCCAGUCCCAGAACAAAGCCAUCUCCUAUGCAGGGUGUCUGACGCAGCUCUACUUCCUGGUCUCCUUGGUGGCCCUGGACAACCUCAUCCUGGCCGUGAUGGCGUAUGACCGCUAUGUGGCCAUCUGCCAUCCCCUCCACUAUGUCACAGCCAUGAGCCCUGGACUCUGUAUCUUGCUCCUCUCCUUGUGUUGGGUGUUCUCUGUCCUCUAUGGCCUCAUCCAUACCCUCCUCAUGACCAGGGUGACCUUCUGUGGGUCCCGAAAGAUCCACUACCUCUUCUGUGAGAUGUACGUCCUGCUGAGGCUGGCGUGUUCCAACAUCCACAUCAACCACACCGUACUGGUUGCCACGGGCUGUUUCAUCUUCCUCAUCCCCUUAGGUUUCACGAUCACGUCCUAUGCCCGCAUUGUCACAGCCAUCUUCCGAAUACCCUCAGCCACUGGGAAGUACAAAGCCUUCUCCACCUGUGCCUCCCAUUUGGCUGUGGUCUCCCUUUUCUAUGGGACUCUGGGUAUGGUGUACCUGCAGCCCCUCCAAACCUACUCCAUGAAGGACUCAGUAGCCACAGUGAUGUAUGCGGUGGUGACACCCAUGAUGAACCCCUUCAUCUACAGCCUGAGGAACAAGGACAUGCAUGGGGCUCUGGGAAGACUCUUCCAAGGAAAAGCCUUCUGGAAGUUGACAUGA
This is a messenger RNA of Piliocolobus tephrosceles (Ugandan red Colobus), 990 nucleotides long. Its product is annotated as olfactory receptor 1D2. Gene Ontology annotation, molecular function: G protein-coupled receptor activity; olfactory receptor activity. NCBI's taxonomy places the organism in Eukaryota, Metazoa, Chordata, Mammalia, Primates, Cercopithecidae. Gene Ontology annotation, cellular component: membrane. Gene Ontology annotation, biological process: G protein-coupled receptor signaling pathway. The transcript has a single exon. The coding region runs from base 49 to 990 and encodes 313 amino acids. The record is from RefSeq and is a predicted model, not a curated record.